This is a messenger RNA of Arabis nemorensis, 1239 nucleotides long. The record is from the annotation of a GenBank genome assembly. Lineage: Eukaryota; Viridiplantae; Streptophyta; Magnoliopsida; Brassicales; Brassicaceae.
AUGAACGAGAAAGUUCCAAAAGGUCGGACAAAGAACGCGAGUAGACACGAAGAAGAGAAGGAAUCGAAUGAAAUGAAAAUAAGAACGUGUCCGGUGUUCAAGAGGCUUUCUUUGUCGGACAUAAGUGAUCCAAGCUCGCCCAUGUCGGUCAUGGAUGAUCUAUCUAACUCCUUCACGUCUCAGAAGCUUCGUGUGUUCACCUUGUCUGAGCUACGAGUGAUUACACAUAAUUUCUCGAGAAGUAACAUGUUGGGGGAAGGAGGGUUUGGUCCGGUUUACAAAGGGUUUAUUGAUGAUAAGGUUAAACCGGGUUUAGAAGCCCAACCUGUUGCUGUUAAGGCACUUGAUCUUCAUGGCCAUCAAGGCCAUAGAGAAUGGCUGGCGGAGAUCAUAUUUUUGGGACAACUAAGUAACGAAAAUCUUGUGAAGCUUAUAGGAUUUUGUUGUGAAGAAGAACAAAGAGUGCUUGUUUAUGAGUACAUGCCUCGAGGUAGCUUGGAGAAUCAGCUCUUUAGAAGAAAUAGCGUAGCAAUGGCAUGGGGAAUAAGGAUGAAGAUAGCCCUUGGAGCCGCUAGAGGUUUAGCUUUUCUCCAUGAAGCAGAGAAACCUGUCAUCUACAGAGAUUUCAAAACUUCCAACAUAUUGUUAGACUCUAACUAUAAUGCCAGAUUAUCUGAUUUCGGUCUUGCCAAAGAUGGACCUGAAGGCGAACAUACACAUGUAACCACUCGAGUGAUGGGAACACAAGGUUAUGCUGCGCCUGAAUAUAUCAUGACUGGUCACUUGACGACGAUGAAUGAUGUGUACAGUUUUGGAGUAGUUUUGUUAGAGCUGAUUACUGGAAAACGGUCAAUGGAUAGCACCCGGGCACGAAAAGAACAGAGCCUCGUGGAAUGGGUGCGACCCAUGUUGAGGGACCAAAGAAAGCUCGGACGGAUAAUCGAUCCGAGGCUCGAGUGCCAGUACAAAACUGAGGCAGCUCAGACAGCUGUUGCCUUAGCCCUCAAAUGUCUAAGCCAAAAUCCCAAGUAUAGACCUACAAUGUGUGAGGUGGUUAAGGUCUUAGAGUCUAUCCAAGAAGUUGAGACAAGAGAGCGCAACGGUAACAAAGAAGCAAACAAAUUUUUUGAUACAAAAAAGUGUAGGCAUUACCGUAAAGGCAAAAGACAUGUGAAUAUCGCUUAUUCAGAUUCUCUCCUUUACAAGGAUUCCAAGACAAAGCAGAGUAAUGGAAUUUGA